CGGCGUUCAAUAUAUCAUUUCUUUUUCCCUCUAAGGGAGAGAUCUCCACCGUCUGGUCAUGACAACAAGUCUCCAUGUCACCGCCUUAGAGAUUGUUGCUGUAAACGCAGGAAAUGGAAGCUUCAAUGAGGAAGCUGAGAAGCUGGCUCCUUGUACAGAGGCAGCAAAAUAUGUGGAAGCUCCAGUUUCUGAGCGUUGCUGCACUGUAAUGGAGAAAAAGCUCAAGAAUCCAAGCUGCCUUUGUGCUAUUAUGUUUUCUAAUACAGCAAGGAAAGCUGGAGUCAAGCCAGAAGUUGCCGUGACCAUUCCAAAACGCUGCAACAUUCCUCAUCGUCCUGUCGGUCACAAGUGUGGAGCUUUCCCACUGGUUUAGGUGUGAAGACUCCCAUGGUUUCUCUUCCUGUACUAAAACUACUUGGUAUCAGCAGUAUCAAUUGUGCGGAUUUUGUCCUUGUUGCUUGUCAAUCUUAGUUGAUGACUUUCACAGUGACAUCCAGCCUUUUGAGUAAUAAAUAAAACUGCAGUUGUAUCUUUGACAAAUAAUAAUGAAAGUAUAGUUGUUUCUCUGAAUACUACUAAAUAAAAUGUUAGUUUUCUUUGGAAAAAAUUUCCUUCUUGUUGCUCAAUAACCAUUUUCUCCAAUUUUUGCUGUCAAUAAGCUCUAUGAUGGAGAGGAUCACUUGAGUUCAUUGACUGUUUAUAUGCUUUUGUUCAAUUAAUGAGGCUUGAAGAAUAAUUUCAUGUUAUGUUUCCUUUGUUCUUGUUUAUUUUAAGGGUGUACAUCAUAGCUUCUAAGAGUACAUUUGGUAGCAUGGUGGGGGGAACUCCUAUGGCGCCGUGAUGUCUGAACCCUAAAUCUAUCAGCCAUCCGACUUUCAAUUUAGUAAUGCCAAUAGAUUUUUCUUUGCUUAUUGAAUGAGCAAAAAGCACUUAGCUGUUCUGGUAAUAAAGUGUAUUACAAAAAACCAGAAGCUCUUCCCAAACUGGAAAAUUUGCUGGUGGAGUAUCUUCCUUCCCUAUUACAGAAACCAACUAAAGAAAUGGUAGAUUUCAUUGAAAAUAUAUAAUAAAUUGUGACUGAGAAAAGGGGUUAUAAAGGAAAAGGGAGAAUAAAAAUUUUGGAUUAAGACUGGCAGGAAAAGAAAUAAUGAACAGUGAUUGUCUGAUUCCCACUUCUCAGCAAGUUUAAAUGCAAUAAAAUUUGUAUUUGGUAUAGAUAUUUCAACUGAAAUGGGGUUUCAGUAGUGUUGUUAAUGAGGUAAUUCAGGUUCUAGACUCCAGAGAAAGAGGGGUGUAUUGGUUAUGUUGUAGAAUUUGAACUUGACAGAUGCUAUGCUAUCAGCUUCUCAUGAAAAGAUUUCUUUAAGCAGUUGUGGAAUUACAGUAAUUGCUUUAGCAAUACAUGUUUUUGGAGUCGUAGGUGUUGCAAUAAACAAAACACUUUUCUCUAGUGCUAACUCCACUAUGAUUUGUGGUUUUCACAUGUAUUGCUCAUCAAAAACCGCUAUAAAUUUUGAAGUUGAGAAAUGUUUAUGCAUUGCAAUAUUGAAGAAGAAAUGCAGUACAUCUGCUUCCUGGUGUUUCUUUCUAUUUUGGGCAUUGCUGUGCUCAAUGUAGCAGAAGGAGCUGGUGAAUGUGGGAGAUCAUCCCCUGACAGGGAAGCCUGGAAGUUAGCUCCUUGUGCAAUGGCCGCACAAGAUGCGAAUGCUCCAGUGUCUGACAGUUGCUGCCAACAGUUGCAGAAAAUAGGCCAGAAUCCACGAUGCCUCUGCGCUGUUAUGCUUUCUAACACAGCUAAGAGCUCUGGAAUCAAGCCAGAAGUUGCUAUCACCAUCCCUAAACGCUGCAACAUUGCUGAUCGUCCUGUUGGUUACAAAUGUGGAGAUUACUCUUUGCCUUGAGCAUGAAGACACAAGUCCUGGGUUUUGUGCUUUUCUUAAGCUAGUUCAUCUGGCUGAUGAAUUAACUGUGACACCCAUCUAUUUGAAUGAUAAAUAAAAGCUUGUGCUAUUAUCUUUCUUCAAAUAUGUUAUUAUUGCUCAAUACCCUUAGCUUGGCAUGAUUCCUAUAAAAUAAACCAGAACCUGCCAAUCAGAUGACUCUAAAAGGAGUUUCAUUCAACUAAAAGACAUACAACUUCCCAUGAAGUAAUUGAAUAUGUGGAUAUUCGGAUAAUCAGUUCCAAAAUUUCGGUCUCGCCUGUCGUGUUUUCGGUUUAAGUUUAUGAUCAUUCAUUGUAU
Messenger RNA from Durio zibethinus, 2240 nucleotides. RefSeq lists its product as uncharacterized. The record is from RefSeq and is a predicted model, not a curated record. Gene Ontology annotation, biological process: systemic acquired resistance. Gene Ontology annotation, molecular function: fatty acid binding. Lineage: Eukaryota; Viridiplantae; Streptophyta; Magnoliopsida; Malvales; Malvaceae.